This is a messenger RNA of Vicia villosa (hairy vetch), 4452 nucleotides long. RefSeq lists its product as uncharacterized. The transcript has 3 exons. Bases 1 to 4452 code for a protein of 1483 amino acids. The record is from RefSeq and is a predicted model, not a curated record. Lineage: Eukaryota; Viridiplantae; Streptophyta; Magnoliopsida; Fabales; Fabaceae.
AUGGCUAACAGUGUGACCGUCAACAAAAAGACUACAAAGCAUACCUUCUCUUGCAGUUUCUACCGUGAGGAUAUAACACCUUUGGUUCGAUUGAGCACCCGAGUUACUGGGCAAAAUUUGGAUGAAUUCAGAAAGACUUAUGGCCACAUUCUGCUUAUGUUAACUACUCGCAUUGAUGAGUGGGGUCUCUACACUCUUCUUCAGUUUUAUGAUUCUGAGCUGCGUUGCUUUACCUUUCAAGAUUACCAACUAGCCCCUACCCUCGAAGAGUAUGCACACAUUCUUCAAAUCAAAGUUCAACAUAAGGAUAACUGGAAGCCUAAUGGUGGGACCCAUGGAUUCUAUGUGAAAUUUCUGAUGAGGGAAGCUGAAACCCUUGCUGAUAAGGAAAAGUGGAAAGAAUUCAAUGCUCUCCUGGCCGUCAUGAUCUAUGGAUUAGUGAUGUUCCCGAAUAUUCCAAAUUUUGUUGAUCUCACUGCCAUUUGUCUCUUCAUGGAUCAAAAUCCUGUACCCACUCUGUUGGCCGACACUUAUUAUGCCAUCCAUUCUAGGUAUGGAAAAAAGGGAUCAGUUGGGGGUUGUUUGCCAAUACUGUACGAAUGGUUUUCUUCACAUUUGCCUAAAAGCGGAGCAUUUGUCACUACAAGAGAUUCACAAAAGUGGCCCCAAAGGAUUAUGGGACUUACUGCUAAUGAUAUUGUUUGGUAUCACCUCCGCACGGACAUCGAGCAAGUUAUAACCAGAUGUGGAAGUUUUGGCAAUGUUCCUCUCAUAGGGACAAAAGGAGUUAUCAACUAUAAUCCGAAGCUAGCACUGCGCCAGUUGGGUUUUGCACUGAAGGACAAGCCUUUGGAAAAAGAGAUAUUUGAGUCCGUUUGUUUUGAAAAAGGAACCGAUCCAGAAGGUUUGGAGAGAGUGAGGAGUGCGUGGAACAAAAUUCAUACAGAAGACCGAACUACCUUGGGGGGAAAGAAUGCCAUUGCUAAGAAAGCUUAUACUGAAUGGGUUGAAGAAAGAGUUAAGGAGCGCCUGCUGCCUUUCCCGAAGGUUAGCCCUCUAUAUGAACAACCACCUGAGAUUUUAACUGCCACUGUACCAGCUGAGGAGUACAACCAAGUACAUGUGGAGAAUAUCAGGUUGCGAGAAAAAGGGGAAGACGCUAAAAUAAAGUUUUCUCUUACAACAAUUGCACCUCCGCCUACACAUCGCUACUACACAAGGGCUAAUCACUCACUGCAAAUGGAUCAGUUAAGGGACGAUCUUAUCCAGAUGAGAACUCAGGUUACUGCUCAAAUGGCUCAGUUCAUGGAAGUCAUGCAAAACAUGGCUGAUCGCCAAGAAGAACUCAGAAUCAGGAUGGACACAGUUGCUCAGGUUGUUGCGGACCCCCCGCAAAGAAACCCUGAUGAUAUUCGUGUCAAUGGUGAAUCUGUGAUCGGAGGACCUGGUGUAAUUCCUCCUGCUGCUAAUCAAGGUAAUCCUUAUGGGCCUCCCCAGCCCAUUCCUGAAGGACAAGCCACACAACAAAUCAGAAGAGCUGCUGCCAUCCCCGUGUUGGAAGAAGAUCGACAUGAGGAUCUAUUUCCUGAAAGUGAGUUGGGAUUUCCACAUGAUGCUGGAAGGUUGUUCAGAGGACUGGAGGAAAGGAUGAGGGCCAUGGAAGGCCAAGGACUCGGUAUGGACAUUAAUGACUUAGGUUUGGUUCCUGGUGUCCGUGUGCCGCCAAAAUUCAAAGUGCCAGAUUUUGAGAAGUACAAGGGGAAUACUUGUCCCAAGACCCAUGUCCGAGCUUACUACCGCAAGAUGCAUGUCUAUUCCGAGGAUGAGGGGCUGUUGAUGCAUUUCUUCCAAGAUAGCCUAACUGGGGCAUCUUUGGAAUGGUAUAUGAGGCUGGAAAGAGCUAGUAUUCGAAGCUGGAGAGACUUGGUUGAUGCCUUCAUAAAGCAGUAUCAAUAUAAUGUUGACAUGGCACCCAAUCGCACUCAAUUGCAGAAUCUAUCUCAGAAAACUAAUGAGUCCUUCAAAGAAUACGCGCAAAAAUGGCGCGAGUUGGCAGCCAGAGUUCAACCACCUAUGUUGGAGAGAGAAAUGAUGGACCUGUUCACCAAUACUUUGGAAGGUCAAUACUAUUCUGCUUGUUCUGCAUCCUCGAGUUUCGCCGAGUUGGUCAUGAUCGGUGAGAGAAUUGAAAGUGGAAUCAAGGCUGGUAGAAUUCAGAAUCCGAGUGCUGCUAGUUCCUCCUCUGGGGUUGUUGGAAAGAAACCUUAUAACGGGUUUGCCAAUAAAAGAGAAGGUGAGACGAGCGCUGCUUAUUAUGGUAAAGGCAAAAGCCAGGCUCAUCAACAAGUGGCCGCCGUGACUAUACCAAAUGUUCCAUUUCAGCAACAUCAGCAACGAGGGUAUACUCCGCGCCAGUAUCAACCAAAGGCACCUGAGAGAACUUUUGACCCGAUCCCGAUGACAUAUGCACAAGUAUUGCCAUACCUCCUCGACUUGAAGUUGGUACAAUUGAGAACUCUAGCAACUCCUGCUAAGUUGCCUCCUAAUUGGGAUGCUAAUGCAAGGUGUGAAUUCCACUCUGGAGCACCCGGGCAUAACAUUGAAAACUGCAAAGCAUUGAAGUAUCAGGUUCAAAAUCUCCUCGACUCCAAGGCCAUCGAGUUCACUCCUACUCCAGGGCCUAAUGUUGUUCAAAAUCCCAUGCCCCCUCAUGGGUCUCAUGCUGCAAACGCCCUCGAUUGUGUUGAAGAUACUCGUUUGGUUAAGGACAUGACUGAGUUAGGCUCUCUGUUGCCUUUACUAAAAGUAGAAUUAUUGAGAAUGGGUCUAUGUGCUGGUUGUGGAGAAUUAUGUAAUGAUUGCAUGGCCACUUCCUCAGUUUGUGACAAAGUGAAGAAUGGUGUUCAACAGUUGAUAGAUAGUGGGUAUCUACAGUUUGAGCGCAUACGACGGCCCGAGGUAUUUGAGGAUGAAAUUAAUGUGGCAUCCAUUCCCUACACUCCUGCUAAAAUUCCAAUUCCUGCUAGAGCACCUCCUUUGGUUAUUACAUCACCUGGUCCCGUUCCGUAUACUAGUGAGAAAGCAAUCCCAUGGAAUUAUGGCGGAGAAGUUUUCUACCAAGGGGCCAAGUAUGAGAUUAAAGCACCGGUUGAGAAAGAAGAUGUUGAUAAUGUUGUUGGCAUUGGAAGAAUGACAAGAAGUGGUCGUAUUUUCAACCCUCCCCAGAGUACUCGCGAUGACAAUACAGAAGCUCAAGCUCAAGCAAAAGGGAAAGGAGUGACAGAAGAUACUAUGGACCAGGGGCAAAGUUCUAAUUCUGAAGAUACUAUGGCCAAAGAGAUGGAAGAGUUCCUAAAGAUCAUCAAGAAGAGUGAGUAUAAAGUGGUUGACCAGCUGAGCCAAACUCAAUCUAAGAUCUCGAUCUUACAGUUGCUCUUAUGCUCCGAGACGCAUCGAAAUGCUUUAUUGAGACUCCUAGGCACUGCCUUUGUCCCUCCUGAGAUCUCAGUAAAUCAGCUUGAAGGGGUUGUGUCUAAUAUCAAUGCUGGAAACGGAUUGGGAUUCACUGAUGCAGAUUUGCCUUCUGAAGGUAGAAAACAUAAUAGAGCUUUGCACAUAUCUGUGGAGUGCAAGGGGACUAUAUUAUCUCGUGUUCUUGUUGAUAAUGGAUCUUCUUUGAAUGUGUUACCAAAGUCGUCUUUAAUGAGGCUAGACUAUUCUGGUGUUGAGAUAAGGCCGAGCGAAUUAACUGUGAGAGCCUUUGAUGGCUCAAAGAGGUCGGUGUUUGGGGAGGUUGAUUUACCAGUGAUGAUAGGUCCUCAACUCUUCACUAUUACUUUCUUUGUGAUGGAUAUCCAUCCGGCUUACAGUUGUCUCCUGGGUCGUCCAUGGAUCCAUGCUGCUGGGGCCGUGACUUCCACAUUGCAUCAGAAACUCAAAUUCGCCACUCAAGGGAAGAUAGUCACAAUAUGUGGGGAGGAAGAGCAUGUGGUAAGCCAUCUUGCGUCUUUCAAAUAUAUUGAUGUGGAAGGGGAGGUCCACGAAACGCCUUGUCAAGCGUUUGAGGCUGUCCAGACUGUCAAGAUCCCUUAUGUUGAAAAGAAGAAGUUGGAGGCUCCUAUGUCUUCACUAAAGGAGGCUAAAGCUGUGGUUGAAUCUGGUCAUCCUGAAGGAUGGGGCCGAGUCUUGGAUCUACCAAUCAAGCAGGAUAAAUGUGGGAUUGGAUAUCAGUUGAGUCAGAGUUCAUCUAAUGAGGCAUCCAAGAAGCCCGGAGCCUUCGUUCCGAUCAAGUUCUCUAGUGCUGGCAUCGUCAAGGAUCAUAUUUGCGCUGCUGAUGAUGAUAUGGAUAGUGAUUAUGACAUUGAAGAAUGGAUCAAGCCGUGUGUCCCGGGACAGAAGCUUCUCAACUGGUCAUCUGAAGACAUCAUCUCAAUUGCUCUGGAUCAAAAGUAA